Molecule: messenger RNA, 8058 nt
Organism: Cryptosporidium muris RN66
Lineage: Eukaryota; Apicomplexa; Conoidasida; Eucoccidiorida; Cryptosporidiidae
Product: acetyl-coA carboxylase protein, putative
Exons: 1
Coding region: 1-8058 (2685 amino acids)
Biological process (GO): fatty acid biosynthetic process
Molecular function (GO): metal ion binding; ATP binding; acetyl-CoA carboxylase activity
Source: RefSeq, a predicted model, not a curated record
AUGACACAAGAUGUUUAUGAUUCAGUUGAGGAUUUUGUCUUUCAAAAUGGAGGAACAAACAUAAUUAAUAGAAUUUUAGUUGCGACAAGUGGUCAAGCAGCUAUUAAGUGUAUUAGAUCUAUGAGACAUUGGGCAUAUGUAACAUUUAGUAAUGAGAAAGCUUUUGAAUUUGUAGUUAUGGCCACCCCAGAAGAUAUUGAAAGUAAUACGGAAUGUAUUAGCGAAGCAGAUUACUAUGUAGAUGUCCCAAUGGGCCCGAAUUACCAUAAUUAUGCAAAUAUAGAGGUGAUAGUUUCAAUUGCUGAGGAAUAUGAGUGUGAUGCAGUGUGGCCCGGUUGGGGUCAUGCUUCUGAGAAUCCCCAGUUACCAGCAGCUCUUAAAAGAGCUAGAAGAAAAAUUAUAUGGAUAGGUCCACAAGUAGAAUCUAUGGAAACUGUUGGACAUAAAAUAGAAUCAAAUAUAAUUGCUCAAUCUGUUCAUGUACCAUGUGUACCUUGGUCAGGUGAUGAUAUAACAGUAGAUAUCGAUUGCAAUGGAAAGCUAAUAAAAUCAGUUAGUACAGAUAAGAUUUUGGCAGCUUGUGUAAAGAAUCUAAAGGAAUGUAUUGAUGUGUGUAAUCGAAUUGGAUUUCCUGUUAUGAUAAAAGCAAGUGCAGGAGGUGGUGGGAAAGGUAUAAGGCUAUGUAAUAGACUAGAAGAUAUUGAAUCUAAUUAUAGACAAGUUGUAAAUGAAGUUAAAGGAAGUCCAGUAUUUAUUAUGAGAGCAGUAACUAAGUGUAGACAUUUGGAAGUUCAAAUAAUAGGAGAUGUUUAUGGAGACGUCAUGGCACUUAGUACCAGGGAUUGUACUAUUCAAAGAAGACACCAAAAAGUUAUAGAGGAAGGACCUGUAGUAACAGUCCCAAAGGAAAUUGUUGAUAAUAUAGAAAAAUCAGCUGAAAGGAUGUGUAGGGCAGUCGGCUAUUCUUGUGCUGGAACUGUAGAAUUUUUAUACGAUUUGGAACAUAAGUCUGUUGCAUUUCUAGAAGUCAAUGCAAGACUUCAAGUAGAGCAUGUCGUUUCGGAAGGUGUAACCAAUUGUAAUUUACCUGCAGCUCAGUUACAAAUUGCAAUGGGUAUUCCUUUGAAGAAAAUUAAAGAUGUGGAAGAAUACAGAAAAUUAAAAGAGGAAAAUAAAACUCCUCCAAAACAUAUGAUAGCUGCAAGAAUUACUUCUGAACAUGCUGAAAAGGGGUUCACACCUACUUGUGGAGAUAUAUUUGAGAUAUCAUUUCGGAGCUCUCAAACUGUCUGGGGUUAUUUUUCUGUUGCUUCUCCUGGCAAUAUUCAUCAGUACGCUGAUUCCCAAUUUGGUCAUAUAUUUGCAUUUGGUAUGAACAGAGAGGAAGCUAGGAAAAAUCUUAUAAUGGGUUUAAAGGGAUUAACUAUACGUGGAGAAAUCCGAACAAAUGUUGAAACUUUGAGCAGAAUUCUAGAAAAUCAUGAUUUUAUCAAUUGCAAUACAUACACCCAAUGGUUAGAAAAUAGCGUAUGUUUUUCAUCUCCACUAUGCAAAAAGGUAUCUACUGAACAUUUGGUGGCUGUAUUCGCUGCAGCAUCAUAUACUGGAAUAAGUUUUUUUAAAGAUAGUGAGAAGAGAUUUAUUAGAGCAUUGGAACAAGGUCAAUUACCAGGUCCAAUUUAUGUACAGCAUGAUAUGACCCUAGUACACAAAGGAACUAAAUUUAUAUGUGAGUCUCACUAUAUUGGGCCAAACCAUGUGAGAAUUGUAAUGAAUGGUAGUUCAGUUAUUGCAAAAAUAAGGAAUAUUUACCCUGAUACUAUGCAAAAUGGUCGAGAUUCUUGUUAUUUAAUAUCAGGUGGAUUUGACGGGCGAAAUAGGCGUGUCUUUUUUAAAAAAGAUGCUGAAGAUAAUAUGCUUGUUACUUUUGAUGGGGCUACGUAUACUUUUGUUAAAGAGCAAGAUCCGAGACAAGUUAGAGCACCUGUAAGUGGAAAGUUAGUUAGAUGGUUAAUUCCAAACGGUGGACUAGGUGAGAAAGGUCAACCUUAUGCUGAAGUAGAGAUUAUGAAGACAUAUAUGCAAGUGACAUUGUCUAACACUGGGAAAUUAGAGCAUGCAAAAUCUCAAGGAACAUCAUUUAAUAUUGGAGAUAUUCUGGCACUACUGGAAUUACCUUCAGGUUUUGAACCCCCAACUUUGGCCAUUUAUCCUUUACCAUUUCCUCAAUCUCAAAAUAUUAAAGUUCCAAAAUUGGCCUUUGAGACAUUUUGUUCAGGUGGAUUUAGGGGUAAACCUAGGAGUUUUGCAUUGGCUAAUUUUCGUGAAGGUCAACAGCAAUUGUUAAACGUUUUUUCUGGAUAUUAUCCCUCAUACAGAGAUGUAGCUUCUGCUCUAGAAAUGUUUUAUCAUGUUCUAGAUCCAGCGAUUCCAUUUAUUGAAAUACAGGAAGCAUGUGAAGUUGCUGCACCACUGAUACCAGUAUAUAUUAAGAGCCAGAUUCUUUUUCUCACUGAAAAUACAUUUAAACUACUUGAGUCAGUUAGUGACAAACAUUGGUAUAAGGCUUUUGAAUUAGAAAAAAGUACUAGCAGCUUAUGUUAUAACAAAGAGAAAUUAUCUGAUUAUAAUUCUGAGACGUAUGAAUACUCAACUUGUAAAUUAGAUACUUCCACAGAUUCUCAAUCAACAAAACAGAAUAAGACACCUAUAUCGUCUUCCCCCUCAAUUGCAACUGAAUUUGAAGAAAUAACUUCUUCCCCAUUAUCUUCCGAUGAAUAUUUGAAAUACCAGGAUACACCUGGUGAACAGAGUGAAUUUUUUGAGGAUGAUAAGAUUUCACUCAGUUUACAAGAAUUGCGCAAGAAAGCUUUGACAGCCUCUUCUAAAACUGAGCUAGAAAGUCUUUGUAUGGAAAGCCUCCGUUUGAUAAAUGAAAUAAUCGAGCAAGCAAUUCAUGAAGCAGAUAAUGGUGAAUCUAAUUCAGUUGACUCUUAUGUAACUACAAGGUCACAGUACGAACCCUUAUUAUAUAUUAUUCGUCGUAACGAAAAGGGACGUUGGAUGCGCUUAAUGUAUGAAUUGCAUGAUAUUCUCGUGCGAUACACUGAAAUUGAGAAGCAAUUUGAAGAGAGGUCAUCUCUUAUCUCAGCUAGGAUUAUUCCUAGUAUGCGUACAGAAUAUGAUUUGCAGACUUUGAUGGAGAUGGGUCGUUCUCACCAACAGUUAAAGGUAAAAAAUGAUAUUUUAGAGGUUAUUGCUCAAGAAAUGGUUAAUAAUCAUGAUCUACUACAAUGUACUGCACCAUUUCAUGAUACAAUUCAUCAAAUAGCAGAACUAACAUCUGUAGAAUAUACUAUGAUAGCAGGGGCAUAUCGUCAUGUAUUAUUAAUGAAGGAAAACACGACUAUGAUGUCUCAAGUAAAUUUAGUGGCAAUGAAAAUAUAUGAUUUUCAGCAAUAUCGUAUACAGUCAAAUGUUUAUCCAUAUCUUACUUCAAUUUCAAAUACUCCUUCAUCCCCAUUACAGUUGAACUUAAGUACUCCAAAUCCUUGCUGGGGAUGUCCUAAUAACAACACUAAUUCAGGAAGUGGUUCAACAAAUCUUUCAAUGACAAUUUCUAAUUUAGUAGCUGAUUAUUCUAACUUUCCAGAUUUUGCACUAUUGUCUUGUUGGGGACAUGAGAAUCCGGAAAUAUCGAAGUUGGCUUGCGAAAUUUAUAUUCGACGUCAUUAUGAACGCUGUGGUCUUUCUUUUUAUUUUAUCAAGUCUUGUGGCGAAACUUGGAGCAAAUCACUUGAUAAUAGUGGAACUCAAAAUAAUAAUUCUCAUGUUUUAAAUUCGAUUUGUUCUACUCCAAGUGGAUCUCCAAUAAAUAUUAAUCAAGUUUACAAUAGGAUUUUAGCUGUUUGGACACAUCAUGCUUUGUUAACAUCAUCAUUUCUACAGAACCAUUGUGACAUCUUACGUUCAUCAACUACUCCUCAGGAAGUUAUAAGGCUUGGUUCGAACUUAGAAAUUGAAGGAGACGUGGGAAAGUGCGGAAGGAAACCAAAUUUAAAAGCUUUGAAGCAAUUUAAUAGUUCACCAACUCCAAACAUGUAUUUAACUAACAGUGAAGGUCUCAAGGAUAAUAGCCGCUGGCAAUGCAUGUUAAAUGCAUUUAGUGGAACUAAUUCCAGCAAUGUAUCUGAUGAAUUAAUUGAGGAAUCAUCACAUAUGCAGACAACUAUUGGUUUAUAUUUUGAAUCAAUUGAGGACUUAAACAAAAAUUUUGCUAAUUGUAUUGAUGAGUUAUAUUUGUUACACAAUUUUUUCCCUCAUAUCCCAUCUUCUGUUGAUUCUUAUAUCCUUCUAGUUGUUUUGUCAAAAUCUCCAAAUGCAGAAACCUAUAUCCAAGAUAAUAAAGUUAAAGAUGAAGAAGAUAUAACUAGAACUCAAACUUCAAAUGAUCCAAGUAUUAAGUUGGAAAGUAUACUUAAUAAACAUCAACCAAGACUUUUAAAAAACAAUAUAUAUAUGGUUUCCUUUGUAUUAUUCCCACUUAUGGAAAAUAAUUCGUCAGAAUCUUUAUCUGCAAGUCUGGUUUCUCCAAAUUCACCAUAUUACUAUCAUUUCCGGUCACUUGUAGCUAUUCCUCACAAGCUACAAAACCUAGAUGAGAAGAUAAUUGAUACAAAUGAAAACAAAAGUAUUGUUAGAGAUGGAUAUGUAGAGGAGAAAUAUAUAAGAAAUGUAUGUAGUACACUUCUAAGUACUUUAGAAUUGAAAAGAUUAAGAUAUUUCAAUGUUACACCAAUUCCAAGUUCAUUACCAGGGAUAAAUUUAUAUGUUGCCAUUCCCUGUGAAAUAAUUAAAUCUAUGAAUGAUAAUUUAAUUGUAUCUUCUAAAGAUAUAGAUCUAAAAUCUGGUAAUCAAACAGAUUCAAUAUCUCUUCCACUUGAUAAAAAACCAAGUUCACCAAAGGCUAGUGGAAAUGAGAGUAAAUCAACUUGUAUUACUGGUAUUACAUCUAUACCUAUCCCUAAUUUGGCUUCUCAAUCUGGAAGUAGUGAAGUAUUAAAAUCUCAGAAAUACCCUAUAACCCAUAAUAUUGCUUCAACUGUUACUUCUUCUAUAUCUAAGUCUCGUCGCUAUUUUAUUCGAGUUGUUAUAGAACAUGAAUGCAGUGAAAACUACUUUUCAGAACAAGAGAGAUACUUUAUUGCAGCAUUAAGUACCUUGGAGUCUUGGUUAUCCUAUGAUCAAAAUUACACACUUUCGGCAUCUUCAAACAUAUCACGUUUAAGUACUGCCACGGGAUUACAUCAUAUGUUGUUUACAUCUAUUGGUAUCUUGAGCAACAAAAACUCUGGUUUCAUCACAGCCAGUAUGUCAGAGGAUGCAGUAAGGACAUUGGUUCAAAGAUAUUUACAACGAAUUCAACAAACAUCUUUAAAAACAAUAGAAUUUCGCUAUAUUCAACGUUCAGUAUACAGCAAGGAUAGUAACAAUGUAAUUGUUCCUGUCAGAUUUGUUGUUGAUAAUCCUACCGGACAAGCCAUAAGAUUAAGGAGCUUUUUUGAAGUUAAAAAUCCUAUAACAGGUGGCAAAAAAAUUUUUGCAGCAAUAAACUCAAAACAGUCGUUUGUGAAUAUUUUGUCUCUGAAUAAUAGCAACAUAUCUAUUUUAUAUGCAUCCCAAAAUAAUAAAAUCGAUGGAAAUACCUUAAUUUCUAAAAAUUAUAGUCUUCCUUCGUCAAGAUGUCAAAUAACUUUGGGUUCUCCUCAUCUUCAGUAUGAAAAUGGUUAUGAUGGGAAACCACUUGAUGUACCUCAUCCAUUAAUUGGAAAAAUAGAUCAGAAAAGAGCUCAGGCAACUGAUUUGAAUACAGUAUAUAUAUAUGAUUUUCUAGACUUACUUGAAGAAGCAAUUAAGAGCUUGUGGAAAAAAUGUCCAAAAUACUUUGUAACAGCUCCAUUAGAGAAUAUCUUGACAAAUAACUCUGUUGAACUAAAAUCUCGUAACUCAUUAUAUUGUGGUGGUACCAAUAAUACUGAAUCUAAACAUGGAACUACAGCAUUUUUACCAGAUAAAAUCUUGGAGUGGAUUGAACUUGACCUUAAUUGUGAAACAGGAGAAUUAGAGUAUGUUAAGAGAGAGCCAGGGUGUAAUACAUGUGGUAUGGUUGCAUGGUUUUUAACAAUGCAUACUCCAGAAUAUCCAAAAGGUAGACGUGUUAUACUUAUUGGCAAUGAUAUUACACAUCAGAUGGGUACAUUUGGAAUUCAGGAAGAUUUACUAUUUCAGCGUGCAUCAGAAUAUGCUAGAUUAUUGGGAAUACCAAGAAUAUUCAUUGCAGCAAAUAGUGGUGCUAGAAUGGGUUUAGCAACAGAAGUUCAGAAAUGUUUACGUGUUGAAUUUAUAGAUCCAGAGCACCCAAUAAAGGGUUAUAAAUAUAUUUAUGUGACAGAAGAAGAUUAUAUUAAAUAUAACUUAGAAAAUAGUAUAUAUGCAGAAAUUAUAGAUCACCCUCAAGAUGGAAAAAUUUAUAAAAUAAAAGAUGUUGUUGGAGCACAAACAGGAUUAGGAGUUGAAAACUUGUGUGGAAGUGGUGGAAUUGCAGGGGAAACAUCAAAAGCUGCAAAGUCUAUAUUUACAAUUACAUAUGUAACAUCUCGCACAGUUGGGAUCGGUGCUUAUUUAGCUAGGUUAGGUCAUCGUGUAAUACAAAAGGCUCAUGGUGCUCCAAUUGUUCUGACUGGAUAUCAAGCUUUAAAUAAAAUGGUUGCUAAGGAUAUAUAUAGUAGCAAUGAUGAAUUAGGAGGUACCGAAGUUAUGGCCAAAAAUGGGGUUACCCAUUUAGUUGUGAAAGAUGACUUAGAUGGGUGUUAUGAACUGCUUAGGUGGCUCAGUUAUGUUCCAGAAUGUUUUGGUGGAAGAUUACCAAUAAUGGUUGAUCCUACAGAUCCCCUAUAUCGUAAUAUUACCUACAAUUGCAACAGUAAUACAGAUGAUCCACGCCUCAUGUUAACUGGAUGUAUGGAUUCUAAAGGACAUUGGCUAUCAGGAUUGUGUGAUAGAGGAUCAUUUCAAGAGGUUAUGAGUGAUUGGGCUAAAAGUGUCAUUGUUGGUAGAGGAAGAAUUGGAGGUAUUCCUGUAGGAUUUAUCUUAGUAGAAACUCGUGUAACUGAGUUUGUACAACCUGCUGAUCCUGUAAUGCCUCAUACUAGUGAAUUAAGAAUAGUACGACCAGGUCAGAUUUGGUUUCCUGAUUCUGCAUAUAAAACAGCUCAGGCAAUACGGGACUUUAAUAUUGAAGAAUUACCUCUUAUUAUUAUUGCAAAUUGGCGUGGUUUUAGUGGUGGACAAAAAGAUAUGUUCGAUGCAAUUUUGAAGUAUGGUUCAUUUGUUGUUGAUGAAUUGGUUAACUACCAUCAACCAUGUUUCAUUUAUAUCCCUCCUAAGGGUGAAUUGCGUGGUGGAGCUUGGGUUGUCCUUGAUUCUAAUAUUAAUCCAGAAUUUAUUGAAAUGUAUGCUGAUCCAACAGCACGUGGAGGUGUAUUAGAGGCAACGGGUAUUGUUGAAAUUAGAUUUAGACAUAAAGCUUUGAAAGAGUGGAUGAUGAGAUUAGAUCCUCAAUUAUUAUCAUUACAAGAAAAGGAUAAACAAUUACAUUUAAAAGGUUAUCCAAUUGAUUCAGUAGAACGAAGUUCUAUCAAGGAAGAAAUAAGUAAACGAUGUAGUUUCUUAUUACCUGUAUAUCAUGCUGCAGCAGUUCAUUUUGCAGAUCUUCAUGAUACCGCUAAUAGGAUGAAAGCUAAACAUGCUAUUCGUGACAUUGUACCAUGGAAAAAUGCUAGAAUAUUCUUUAUCUAUCGAAUUAAAAGACAGCUUUUAGUAUUUUCUUUAAGGAAUGAAAUUUCUCAAAAGUUGGGGAUAUCACUUAUUGAUGCUCAAAAUAUAGUUUUUCAGUGGGCUAUUGAUGAUGGAAUAGAUCCAAACAAUGAUACUCAAUUAAUACAAUGGAUUUGUCAUAGUGCAUCUCUUAUUGAAGAUAAGAUUUCUCAGCUUUCUUAG